ACGGCAAGGCAGGGGAGAUAAUAACAUUAAAAUAAUCUGUGAUUAUUAUGUAAAUGAAUAUAACUAUAUUCGUCUUUAUAUAUAAUACUCGGUGUUGUAUGUGAUAAUGGAUCAAAAACAGGAUGAAAACGUUAGUGAAAUCGAAAUGCCCAUAAGGAGACCAUGGUACAAAUACGUGACAGUGGAACCGACCAUGUUCUUAUACAUGAUGGCCUACAUGAUCACCAACGUCGUCGAACAAACAUUCUACGUGUUCCGCGCGUGCAACGUCGAUCAUGGAUACAGCGAAGAGAUCUGCUACAACAUAACAAGUUACAAACAAAUUAAUGAACAAGUACAGGUAACAGUGUCCACGUUCCACCAAUGGAACGGCGUGGCCUGGCACAUAGUGCCGUUUGUCCUCGCGUUUUUCCUAGGCUCCUAUAGCGACAAAAGAGGGAGAAAGUGCAUCCUGCUGGCAGGGCUGCUCGGGAAACUCUAUUUUUCCAUAAUGGCUACAGUUAAUACUAUGAAUGCAUGGCCGUUAAAUUAUGUGAUAUAUACUGCCACUUUUCCUAGUGCCUUAACCGGUUCGGAUUUAGCAAUAUUCGCGGGCGUGUUCGCGUAUAUAGCUGACGUCACUUCCCCCGAAAGUAGAACCCUAAGAGUUGGGAUUUUAGAUGCUGUUUACUUAAGCACUAUGCCUUUGGGAGUUUUUAUUGGUAACAUUUUAUACGUGCACGUUGUGAACAGGUCAUUCACAAUAAUGUUCCUAAUCAACAGUAUUCUCAUGUUGCUGGCGACCCUACACUGUCUCUGGUUCCUCGAAUGGCAGACGAGACCCGAGCAGUGCUCCCUGCGCGACGCCGGCGUCACCAAUCCGGUGGUGGACUUCUUUGACCUCAAAAAUGUGAAGCAAACGAUGCUCACCCUGUUUAAAAGGAGGAGUAACCACCGCACGGUAUUUUUGUGGUUCUUACUUAUAUCGAUGGCGCUCUAUACGUUCCAGAGAGACGAGAGGCCGUUCAUGUACCUGUAUGUCCAAAACGUGUUCAAAUGGGACACGACCGCCUACAGCAACUUCAGGACGUACAGCAGCACAGCGUACGUGCUGCUCAUGUUCAUAGGCAUCCCCCUGAUGACUAAAGUAUUCCGCUGGAGAGAUACGGUAAUAGUGAUGCUAGGAGCCACUUCCCAUAUGGCGGGGCACUUCUUGUACGCGCAAGCGACCGCCGCCAAGACCCUAUACAUCGGUGGCGCAGUGGCCGCACUAGGGCCCUGUGUCGCGCCGCUCGUCCGCUCUAUGACAUCCAAGGUUCUUCCGUCUGCGGAACGAGGUGUGGCAUAUACAUUUCUGUCGGUUAUGGAGAACGCCGUGGCGAUGUUUGCCUCCAUUAUAUACUCGCAAGUGUAUAAUGCCACACUCGGCACCAAUUUCCUGAAUGCCAUCUUUUACCUUACAAUCGGGACGCAAGCUGUUGUGUUUUUAUUUUCACUCUGUAUGGAGCUAACUUUAAGGGGCCGGCGGCUCGAAUCACUGUUACCUGAGGACGAAAAAGAGAUAUCGGCGCGGACUCUUCAGGCCGCUACCAACUGACCUAUUAGAGGUGCGGAAUUUAAUAAGCAUUUGUGACCUUCAUUUACUCUGCUACCAUAAUAUACGAAACUUGUUUCAAAGUCUGGGGGCCGAUUUUUGAAUUUCGAUCGCUCGAUUUCAUCACUCGAAAAUCGGUGGAAAACGGUGAAAUGCUAAUUUUUGAAAUACGAGCGAUCGGAAUUUGGAUUCUAUUGGUAUAGACCAGCGAUCGGCAACCUGCGGCCCGCGGGUCGCAUGCGGCUGUCACUUGCGGCCCGAGAGCCGCCUUAGCUAUUUUGUAUGUAAUAGUGUCGACAAACGACAAUGUCUCAUAAAAUCAUAAAUAUUAACAAAGUACGGCCCGCGUCACCUCCGUUAACUACUAUGUGGCCCUUGGCUGCUAAAAGGUUGCCGACCGCUGGUAUAGACGACUCGAUUUCAAUUCUAUUAUUAGAAUUUAAAUGCCUAGUAGUGGAUAUUAUUUAAAGAAAUACACGAAAUCGAGUGGUCGAAUUUCAAAAAUCGGCCCCCUGGUCUGUAACACUAGAUGGCGCUGACUCAGCGCCUAAUAUUUUCUGGUACUACAAUAGUAGGUACCUGAAAAUAUUUGGUACUACAUUAGUACCAGAAAAUAUUUGGCCCUCAGUCAGCGCCACCUAGUAAAAGUAUGAUAAGGACGCCACACACGAAUCCUUGUUGGAUCCUCGCGUCCAGAUUGUUCGGUCAGUGUUCGAAUAGUACCGAUUUUGGUACCUAGGCAUUUAUUUAGGCAUAUUUUAGGUUGCUUUCACACUAGUGUUAGCUAUCUUUAUGUAUUAAGCUCGAAGUAUAAAUCAAAUAAAAAUAAAUAUUAUAGACCAAUUUUACAAAUAUCGCUGGCUGGUUCCACAGUAAGCUCAAUAUGACUUGUGUUGUGUGUGUGUGUGCAUGCAUAGAAAUUGGAAACAUCCAUCUCGGAAAAAAUAAUUGGGACCUAUCGCGUUGCAGGCAGGGUCACUAAGUACCGGCUAGGCUGAGUCCUGGUAAUGGUAUUCGAAUUAUUCGUUUUAUCCGGAUAUCAACCUCAUAAAUCCGGAUAGUAAAUUGCACGGAUAUGCGGAUAAAACGGAUAUCCGGAUUGCAAGCCCCAGUCCGGCAUUUUUAGUAAGGAAUUGGAUUGGAUUUAAUGACAAUCUACGCAGCGUAUAGCUGCAGUGAAUGUUGAAUGGUGGUGGCCCUGCCUACAAAGCAGGAGGUUCCAGGUUGAAAUCCUGAUUAGAGCAUUUGUUUUUGCGUUUAUCAUGAAUAUUUGUUCCUGACUUAUGGAUGUAUUACCUUCCGUUUUCAUUUUGAGAUUGAGCAGGCUUUCCCUGUAGCAAUGAAUUAUCAUUAAGUUUUUAUAGGACGAUUGUCAAAUAUGAUUAUUUUAGCGUAUUUAGAUAAGUUAUGCGCUCCGAUGUUUGAACGAGACAACGCUAUGCAGGUAUUAUAGCGACAUACCGCUCGCACACCGGAGAGAAGUGUGUGAAUCGUAUCCAGUGCGCUAAGUACCUUAAACUUAGCCUGCGUUAAGUAAAAGCGAAUGUUAUUCCAAGGGCACAUGCAAUAAAAUACUGAACGUUGUAUUUAAUAAUCAAUUGUUCCACACAUUGCUCAAGCGAAUUAUCAUAAUUUAUUAUAAUGAAUUUUAAGGAUACAUACUAUGUUUUUUAAAAUGAAUUUAAUGAUCGUGUCUAUGUCGGCGGCCGAUCGUAAGAUCAGGCAGAUCGUGAAAUUCCUAGGCAUAUCGUGAAACGUGAAAAUCUUUGACUCGUUAUGACUCGACGAGCCCCGCUGUUUCUGGAUCUUCGGGGAUCUGAAGCAACCUAACGAACCUAUCUUACCUACAUAUUGGUUUAAUGUGACUAUAAUACAUAGGAACAUUACGAUCUGCCUGAUCUUACGAUAUUUGAAUGUCAAGUUUUGUGAACAUUCAGAACAAUUCCACGGGUUAGUGUUAUACAAGGUGGUAUUCCCUCCUAUUGUGAUUUAUGGUAUUAUUAAACUCCACUGUUACAGUU
This is a messenger RNA of Cydia fagiglandana, 3594 nucleotides long. Its product is annotated as probable peptidoglycan muropeptide transporter SLC46. The record is from RefSeq and is a predicted model, not a curated record. Gene Ontology annotation, biological process: transmembrane transport. The coding region runs from base 107 to 1576 and encodes 489 amino acids. Lineage: Eukaryota; Metazoa; Arthropoda; Insecta; Lepidoptera; Tortricidae. The transcript has 9 exons. Gene Ontology annotation, molecular function: transmembrane transporter activity. Gene Ontology annotation, cellular component: membrane.